AUGGAGUCACCGAACAAGGUUGCAAUGCCAGUUGCAAAACUCCCGGCCUCUGGCACAACCGGUUUCACAAAAACAGAUGACGGAAAUGAUUCUUUAGAUACAAUAUUCAGGCAAGCAAUUGGAAAAGAACCUUUGCUUUCCUUUCCUAGGGCUGGUGACAGCCCGGUGCAGUGGAUUCAAUUACUUCAUGCUUUAGAUCAGCAAGAACUUCCAGGGUGGCCUUUGCUCUCUCCUGCGAAGGUUCAGUUACAAAAGUGUAACAAGUGUUCUCGAGAAUUUUGCUCUCCCAUUAACUAUAGAAGACAUAUACGCGUUCAACACCGAUUGAAAAAGCUUGAUAAGGAUUCUAAAAAGAAUAGGGAACUUUUAGGGGCAUAUUGGGAUAAGCUCUCCGUAGAAGAGGCAAAGGAAGUUGUGUCAUUCAAGAAUGUGAUGCUGGAGGAAAUUUCAGGGACUUCAAUUUUAGAAGCUUUGACAACUCUUAGAAAACAAGGAUUUUCUUCUCUUCCACAAUAUUACCUGAGGGCUGGCUCUGCCCUUUUGAAUAUUGUUCAAUCCAGGCCUUCUAAUUUUCCUAUAUCUUCCCAAGAGUUGUUCAGUAUCCUAGAUGAUUCUAGUGAAAAAACAUUUUUGGUUGGAUCAGCAGUGUCAAUGCAAAGAUAUGUUUUUGAUGGAGAGGCCGGAAAGAUUGGUCUUGAACAAAAAAACCUAGUUGCUUGCACAAGUUUCUUGCUAGAGCAGAAACUGGCUUGUUUGUUGUUUGAUUCAUUCAAUGGCAUAUUGUUGUAUGGUGUGAAUGCCUGGCUUGCUGACAAGGAUGCUGAAGCAUUGAGAUGCCAAAAACUGCUGGUGGAGGAAGAGGAAGCUGCUCAGAAAAGAAAAGCUGAUAUUUUAGAGAAGAAACGCCAGAAAAAGCUUAGACAGAAAGAACACAAGGCAAGGGAACAACUCGAAGAUGACACAGAAAUUAAAGGAAACAUAAGCAGCGCAGGGGAAGACGUAUCACCAGCAGAAGCAUGUGAUUUUGAUGCACAUAAUCCUGAUAUAUUUGCGGAUCAUUCUCCUCCUGUAACUUCUUAUUACCUUGACAACAAUGAAGUUAUAGAAGGGGAUACACUGUCAGGGUAUGAUUGUGACACUGAUCAGUAUAUAGAGAGACAGACAUUACGAGGACAAAAUCGCCGGGGCACGAUGCCUGCCAGAUGGCAAGGGCUACCAAAAUCACAAUGGGCUAGAACCAAUGGUUUGAAUGCAGGCCAGAAUUCUCCACUGUCAAAACUUGGAGUGAUUCCAAAGCAUAGAAUCAGCCAUGAUCUUAGGGUAGCUCCCAUAGUUAAUAAUAGUAAUAAAGUUUGGAGUCGAAAACCUAAAGCAGAAACUAAUGCUUUGGUUCUAAAAGCCAAACUGCAGAAAGAACCAGACAAAGAUAGGAAUCAAGAAGUUUUGAUAGGAUCUGUAUCAGUUAGUCUGGGCAAUUGCUGCUGUCAUUCCGGAGGUAAUUUUGUGGCACCCCAGCGGGACUGCUUGGCAGAGGAUGUAGCCAAGCAGAAUACUGCUCAGGAAAAACCAGUGAAACACGAUUCGUCCCAGGGAAGCAUCAGUCGGUUAACAGUUAAGCUUUGGAGGCCUAGGCCUGUUAGCCAGCAUGGAACUAAAGAUCCCUUUCCACUCCAAAUCCAAAAUGGUGGGACUGAAGCUGAUCUUAUUAGUGGGAAAUUUGACGAGAAAUUAUCAGUUCAAAAUAGUUUAAGGUUGUGUAGUGUAGAAGACAAUGAUAUUGAUUUUGGGGACAAAUUUUCCCAUGACGUGGCAAAAGUAGAUUCAGACAGCUUACGACUAUCCAGCCAUGCUGCAAAAUCCUUUCUUGCACAAAGAUGGAAAGAAGCUAUCUCCUCAAAUCAUGUAAAAUUGGUCGUCACACCUCAUUUAGAGUCUCGCGAAAGACAGCUGGAACAAGAGCCUGAAUUAGAAGCAAAUCAAUAUGCGAACUCGGACAGAUUUGACAUUGUUGCAAGUCCAGAAAACCAAUUGCCUGCAUCGUCUGGAAUAGCAAAACCUAAGUCCAAAACAAAGUCUGAGAAAGGAACGAAGAUAAAGUACAUUCCCAAACAGAGAGCUCCUUCUUGA
Sphenostylis stenocarpa is the source of this 2127-nucleotide messenger RNA. The record is from the annotation of a GenBank genome assembly. Lineage: Eukaryota; Viridiplantae; Streptophyta; Magnoliopsida; Fabales; Fabaceae.